Manihot esculenta (cassava) is the source of this 3104-nucleotide messenger RNA. RefSeq names its product protein DETOXIFICATION 45, chloroplastic. Gene Ontology annotation, cellular component: membrane; chloroplast. The transcript is spliced from 14 exons. Gene Ontology annotation, biological process: transmembrane transport. Lineage: Eukaryota; Viridiplantae; Streptophyta; Magnoliopsida; Malpighiales; Euphorbiaceae. The coding region runs from base 249 to 1994 and encodes 581 amino acids. The record is from RefSeq and is a predicted model, not a curated record. Gene Ontology annotation, molecular function: xenobiotic transmembrane transporter activity; antiporter activity.
UUUCAAAAAAAAAAAAAAAAACUCCCAACUCGAAACUUGAAGCCGCCUUCAGUGCGAGUUUACGAACACCAGGCGCACGCUUUGUGCCCGUCAUGGCGAUAAACCUCUUAUAAUCUCCGUGACUAUGCCUUCUCUUUGUUUUUCACCUCCGACUUUUCCAGAGAAAUCUUAAACCCUAACAGUCUCAAAUCUCAACCCACACGAAAUUUAUACUCGUAAGAGCAAGGUUCAAAGGAGUAAUACUGAUAAUGACCACUAGACAAUUCAGUGGUAGUAAUCUUUCUAGAGGAUUGGCUAGGAAAAGUAGCGUACAUAAUGAAGCAGCAAAGGGGACGAGGCGGUUUUCUUUAGGAUGUCCAAGUGAGGUUGUCAAAGGAUUAGGCCGUAGAGAUGUUGCGUCCAAUUGUUGCUUGUCUGCAGACUACAGAAAAGUUUUAUCACCAUCUGUGACUCGUCGAAAAAAGCCCCGAUUAGGGGUAGCUUUUAAUCAGUUAAGUUCUGGUUAUGGUGUGGAAUCCGCCAAUGUGGAAGAAAGAUCAAGUUUAGAAGAAGAGUAUUCCCUCAUUAAUUCAAGAGAUGAACACCUUGACUCAACUGGGGUUCCAAUUGAUCAAUCACAUUCUUCAGAUGUCAAGCGUGAGCUUAUAAUGCUUUCUUUGCCUGCAAUUGCUGGACAGGCUAUUGAUCCCUUAUCACAGCUGAUGGAGACUGCUUAUAUUGGUAGACUAGGUCCUGUGGAGCUGGGUUCAGCUGGUGUUUCCAUUACAAUCUUUAACAAUAUAUCAAAGUUGUUCAAUAUUCCUCUUCUUAGUGUCGCAACUUCUUUCGUUGCUGAAGACAUUUCCAGGAAUGAAAUAAAAGAUUCUCCUUCUGAACAGAAUGUCCAGGAGAACAUUACCAAUGGCAAACCUACUGCUGAUGUAGCUGAAAGAAAGCAACUAUCCUCUGUCUCCACAGCUUUAUUGUUAGCUGUUGGUAUUGGCAUCUUUGAGGCAGUGGCCCUGUCUUUGGGAUGUGGACCAUUUCUUAACUUGAUGGGAAUAAAGUUGGAUUCACCAAUGCGCGUACCUGCAGAACGUUUUCUUUUACUACGGGCUGUUGGUGCUCCUGCAGUUGUAGUGUCUUUGGCUCUUCAAGGGAUUUUCCGGGGCUUCAAAGAUACAAAAUCUCCUGUCUACUGUUUAGCUUUGGGUAAUUUAUCAGCCAUAUUUUUAUUUCCCAUACUGAUGUAUUACUUUAAGUUGGGUGUAACUGGAGCUGCAAUUUCCACUGUCGUGUCCCAAUAUAUAGUCGCCUUCCUAAUGAUUUGGAAUCUAAAUAAGAGGGUUGUAUUAUUGCCUCCAAAGAUGGGAUCCUUGCAAUUUGGUGUCUAUUUGAAAUCUGGUGGUUUUCUUAUUGGAAGAACUCUUGCUGUAUUAACAACAAUGACAUUAGCAACUUCAAUGGCUGCUCGCCAAGGUCCUCUAGCCAUGGCUGCACAUCAAAUAUGCAUGCAAGUGUGGUUGGCUGUAUCUCUUCUUACAGAUGCACUGGCAGCAUCGGGUCAGGCUCUAACUGCGAGUUAUUUGUCAAAAGGAGACUACAAAAAUGUGAAAGAAGUUGCAAACUUUGUGUUGAAGAUUGGUCUGCUCACUGGUGCUUGCUUGGCUGCAAUUCUGGGUGUAUCUUUUGGUUCCAUAGCCACCCUGUUCACCAAAGAUGAUGAAGUAUUAGGAAUUGUCAGAAUGGGAGUAUUGUUUGUUAGUGUUAGUCAACCUAUGAAUGCUCUGGCAUUUAUUUUUGAUGGCCUUCAUUAUGGUGUUUCUGACUUCCCAUAUGCAGCAUGUUCUAUGAUGUUGGUUGGAGCACUAUCUUCCAUCUUUUUGCUAUAUGCUCCACCAAUUAUCGGCAUUCGUGGGGUUUGGUAUGGUUUGGCUCUCUUUAUGGGCUUGCGUACUGCAGCAGGAUUUAUCAGGAAUUUCAUUCAUAACAAUUGGUAUCAGAGCUUGUGUUGAGACUGAGCUGUGGAAGUACUCAAGAUGACAGCGAGAUCCACUAUGGUGAGCAAUGAAGCUGUAAGAUUGGUGGAAAUAGAGGAACAGUGCCGAGCCUUUCAGUCAGAGUUUCAUGGGUCAAGAAAGGAUGUGGAAGCCUUGAAAUCUGAUGUCAAGAACCUGCAACUGGGAGUGAAGCAAAAUAUGGACAGGAUGACGAGAGAAUUGCAAGAAACCAAGUAUUCAGUCAAAUCUGUGGAAAAUUCCAUGGAGGAGAUGAAAAUUGCAUUUAAUUGGAAGCGCUGAUUCCUGGUUUUGCAACUGUGGAAGGGGUAACAAGAAAAUUCUGACUGUGGUUAGCUUAGCCACAGGAGAAAAAUGAUCUUUAAAUCUAUUCCCUCAAUGUGGUUAUACUCUUUAGCAACCAACCUGUAUUGUCGCAAUUUGUCAAUUAGCACUGAAGAAGGAAUUAAGGGAGAGAAAGAAGAAGAAUUAUGAGCAGAGAAGGAGAAGAUAUAGGUGAGGAAGAGAAAUUAGAGAGGUAAGGAGAAUAGGAGAAGAAAUAGGUGAGAAAGAGAAAUUAGAGAGGUAAGGAAAAUAAUAUUCUGUAUUAACGUGUUUGGAAUGGAUAGCCUCUUUACAAUAAGCUGCACGCAUAUAUAUUGUUUUUCUAACAGAAAAUCUAGCUGGAUAACUACCUUCCAGUUAUCUAACUAUUUUAUGAAUCUAUCCCAAUUUACUCUCAAGUCUAAUUACAUAUUUUCCUCUUUUACAUUUCUCUUAUUUUUUUCUAUAAUACAUAACACUACCCCCAUGAGAACCUUUUUGUCCCAAAAAGGUGUAAAAUCAAGGAACUGAGCUGAGAAGAAAGUUUGGUCCUCCCAAGUGGCAUCUUCAAGAAGUUGACCCAUUUGAUGAAACCUUGUUGAACUCUCUGACCAUUCCUCAAAAUAGUUCUGCUUUGGAGGAUACUUUCUAGAGCUACCACAAAAUUAUCCUCAGACAUGAAGAAUUUAGGAAAAAUUUUGAGUAUUUUUGUAUUUCACUCUUAAUUUUUAUAAUUGGUCUACAUGACUAUUUAUAUACAAAGAAUCAUAUCUAAACAGGAAGCAAAUAAUCAAAUAAUAAUUA